Messenger RNA from Penicillium verrucosum, 3030 nucleotides. It is a transcript of the gene mph1, whose product is annotated as 3'-5' DNA helicase. Gene Ontology annotation, biological process: double-strand break repair via synthesis-dependent strand annealing; interstrand cross-link repair; replication fork reversal. Gene Ontology annotation, molecular function: ATP binding; four-way junction helicase activity; hydrolase activity. Bases 1 to 3030 code for a protein of 1009 amino acids. The record is from RefSeq and is a predicted model, not a curated record. The transcript has 2 exons. Lineage: Eukaryota; Fungi; Ascomycota; Eurotiomycetes; Eurotiales; Aspergillaceae.
AUGUCGACAGAUUCCGAGUCGGAUUACUUCGAUGACGACGACUUCGUAGUCCCUGGGACCCCCGAUGGCCCCUCCCGUCCCGCAAAACGCCGCCGCGUUCGAAAUCGCGGGGAAGAGAGCGAAGGUCAAGAUGACGGCUCUUCGAUCGACUCAUUCUCUGAAAUGGAGGAUGAUGAUUUGCCCUCACGACGGCAAGAAUCACCUCAUGGCUUUGAAGAAUACCAGGAUCGUCCCAAAAAUAAGAGCUGUGUACUGAAGCAAGCGAGUGUCCAAAAUGACAUGUUCGUCACGCAACUCACCCAGCCCUCCUCAAGCCCGGAACGAAUACGAGGUCCGCGAUGGCAGAAGCCUGUUACAAAACCUCCCCCGGCAAAAUUUGAAACCAGGUUGCAAGAUGGUGAUGGUGGUGGCGGCGGACAGGACAGGAAUCAUAUCCAUGAUGAUGAGGAGUUGAUGGCCGCUAUUGCAGCUUCAAUAGAUUCAUUUGAGGAGGAGAAAACAACCAGGGCGGUAUCCAAACCCCAAAGUUUAUCAAACAAUACAGCUCCCAAAAAGCUUGCCCCGUCGGAAAAGGAAGACACGCAUGCCCUGCCGGAUGUUCCGUUUGAGCUGGAGGACAUACCUGAAGGUGCAUUUGAUUCUUCGCCAUUAUUAUCACCAGUAGCACGACCAGUCCAUUCUGCAACCCCACAUUUCAGUCAAUCCCGAGGCCCAAUUCGACAACCACACCUCAAACAGAGCACAUUAUUCGGCAUGGUUGCUCCAAACCCUGAGGUCUUGAUACCGCGUCAACAAGACUGGGGCCCACCAGAGAAGACCGAACCACCAACGCAACACAAACUUGUUAAAGAUGCUUUGCAUACAUGGGUCUACCCCACGAAUUUGGGUAAAACUAGAGAUUACCAGUUCAACAUUACUCAGGCAGGCCUGUUUCAUAAUCUACUCGUGGCCUUGCCAACGGGUUUGGGAAAGACAUUCAUAGCAGCUACAAUUAUGCUGAAUUGGUUUCGCUGGACGAAAGAUUCACAAAUUAUUUUUGUAGCACCAACGAAACCCUUGGUUUCGCAGCAGGUAUCGGCCUGCUUGGAUAUUGCCGGAAUCCCACGUUCGGAGUCGACCAUGCUCACAGGAGGGGCAUCGCCGGGGAUUCGCGCCGAAGAGUGGAAAUCAAAGCGGGUGUUUUUCAUGACACCCCAAACACUGAUCAACGACCUGAAGACCGGAAUCGCCGAUCCCAAGCGAAUCGUGUUGUUGGUCGUUGAUGAAGCUCAUCGCGCGACGGGUGCGUAUGCAUACGUGGAGGUGGUCAAAUUCCUUCGGCGCUUCAACAACAGUUUCCGCGUGCUCGCACUCACAGCAACGCCGGGAUCAACAGUCGAAUCGGUACAGGCGGUUAUUGAUGGCCUGGACAUAGCACGUGUCGAAAUCCGGACGGAGAACUCGAUUGACAUUCGCGAGUACGUUCACGCUCGCAAUAUCGAAAUCGAAACAUUCGAGAAUUCAGAUGAAAUGAUUUUCUGUAUGGACCUGAUGUCUGCUGCCUUGCAGCCCUUGCUUGACCAACUCCGGACUCUCAACGCCUACUGGGGACGUGACCCUAUGGGACUGACUGCGUAUGGUCUUACGGUGGCGAGGCAACAAUGGAUGCAGUCCGACGCUGGUCGGAAUGCCCAUUUCGGCUUGAAGGGCAAAGUCAACUCCAUUUUCACUGUUCUUGCUAGCCUGGCCCACGCUAUCGAUCUCCUCAAGUACCACGGCAUCGUGCCAUUCUAUCGCCAUGUCAUUCAUUUCAAAUCAAGCUCCGAGGGACAGAAAGGCGGAGGUGGAAAAUAUCAAAAGCAAGUUGUACAAGAUGAUAGUUUCAAGAAACUACUUGGCCAUCUUGAACCAUGGAUCGGUGAUUUUGAAUCACUUUAUGGACAGGGGGAAGGGAAAGAGUUACCUGACGGCACUGGUCACCCUGCCACCCGUGUCAUGAUCUUUGUGCAUUUCCGUGAUAGUGCCGAAGAGGUCACGAGAGUUCUCAAAAGAUACGAGCCCAUGAUUCGACCUCAUGUUUUCGUGGGUCAAUCAAGCGCCAAAGGCUCUGAAGGCAUGGACCAGAAAACACAGCUCAGAAUUAUUGAGGAUUUCAAGAAAGGCACAUACAACACGAUCGUUGCCACCUCCAUCGGCGAGGAAGGAUUGGAUAUUGGAGAGGUCGAUCUGAUCGUGUGCUAUGACUCGUCGGCAUCGCCCAUUCGCAUGCUGCAGCGCAUGGGUCGAACUGGCCGUAAGCGGGCUGGUAACAUCACUCUGCUAUUGAUGAAAGGCAAAGAAGAAGACUCCUACAUCAAAGCGAAAGAUAAUUACGAAAAGAUGCAGCAAAUGAUUGCCAGUGGCGCACGGUUCACGUUCCACGACGAUCGUUCUGCGCGCAUCUUACCCGCGGGCGUCCGUCCAGUGCCUGAUAAACGAAACAUCGAUAUACCCCCAGAGAACUCGCAGCAAGAACUCCCCGAGCCGAAACGCAAAGGGAGAGCGCCAAAGCGACCUGCCAAGGUAUUCCACAUGCCUGAUGAUGUGGAGACAGGGUUUAAACGAGCCUCGACUUUGAAUGGCGACAAACCCCAGAAGAAGAAAGCCACUGCACCCAGAAAAGCAGCCACCCCCAAAAAGAGGCCCCGAUCCCCCACACCCGAGCCUGUGGAUGUUCCGUCAGUGGAGGAUGUUGUCCUUAGCGUGAGUGAGCAAAAUGAUCUUGAACAUCAUUAUCAGAACAUCGGCGCCACUUCUCCGCAGUUCAUCCGAUUCCCUCGCAACGACGCCUUUCCACGUUUGCAACUCAUGGAAAGACCCACAAAGAACGUCAAGCAUGGGUCUCUCACGCAACGCAUGGUAAAAGCCUUACAGAAGAUGCACGACGCCGGCCCUGACUGCGACCAUCGAUUCAAAGAGAUUUUGGCCCGCGAACCCCCUCGUCAGACGAAUCCAGUCAAACUGUCCGGAGUGAUUCAAAUAAGAAGCCUCGGCGCAACUCAAAGCCCUUGA